Molecule: messenger RNA, 418 nt
Organism: Drosophila gunungcola (fruit fly)
Lineage: Eukaryota; Metazoa; Arthropoda; Insecta; Diptera; Drosophilidae
Product: LYR motif-containing protein 2
Exons: 2
Coding region: 146-418 (90 amino acids)
Cellular component (GO): mitochondrion
Source: RefSeq, a predicted model, not a curated record
AUAACAGCUGACACUCAGCUGUUUCUAUUUUGGUUUUACUGAUUACAAAUAAUUACGGAAAAUGACAAGAAAACUAUAAGAACUAUAAACUAAACUAAAUAAUUUAAUUAACAAAUAGCAAACAAAAAAUCUUAUUAAACCCAAAAUGUCCAAGGUACCCAAAGCAGCACUUAGUUUAAAGCAGUUUAUGCUGCGCCAGGAGGUUCUGAAGCUCUACCGUGACAUCUUCCGCACCAUUCGCCAGGUUCCGGACAAAAACAGCCAGCUGGAGCUGCGAACCUGGGCUCGUUACGAUUUCCAGACGAACCGUCACCAGAGCGACGAGGUGGCCAUCAAGAUGCUCCUCCAACAUGGCAGACGCAGCCUCACCGAACUAAAGACCAGCCUCCAAUUGAGCGGGGUGAGCGAGGGCAAAUAG